This is a messenger RNA of Chrysochloris asiatica (Cape golden mole), 5611 nucleotides long. RefSeq names its product laminin, beta 1 (gene LAMB1). Lineage: Eukaryota; Metazoa; Chordata; Mammalia; Afrosoricida; Chrysochloridae. Gene Ontology annotation, biological process: basement membrane assembly; substrate adhesion-dependent cell spreading; cell migration. The transcript is spliced from 33 exons. The record is from RefSeq and is a predicted model, not a curated record. Gene Ontology annotation, molecular function: integrin binding; extracellular matrix structural constituent. Gene Ontology annotation, cellular component: laminin trimer. The coding region runs from base 85 to 5445 and encodes 1786 amino acids.
GGAAGACGGGAAAAAAAGGGCAGGCGGCUCUCCAGGCGUGUUCCCCGUCCUCCGCCGUGUCCCCUCUGCUGCAGGGACUCGGACAUGGGACUGCUCCAGGUGUUCGGUUUCGGUUUCUUAGUUCUGUGCGGUGCCGGAGUGCAAGCUCAAGAACCCGAGUUCAGCUACGGCUGUGCGGAGGGCAGCUGCUAUCCGGCCACGGGCGACCUUCUGAUCGGCCGAUCGCAGAAGCUCUCCGUGACCUCGACGUGCGGACUGCACAAGCCUGAGCCUUACUGUAUCGUCAGCCACCUCCAGGAGGAUAAGAAAUGCUUCAUAUGCAAUUCUCAAGACCCUUACCAUGAGACCCUCAAUCCUGAUAGUCAUCUCAUUGAAAAUGUGGUCACUACAUUUGCUCCAAACCGCCUUAAGAUUUGGUGGCAAUCGGAAAAUGGCGUGGAAAAUGUAACGAUCCAACUGGACUUGGAAGCAGAAUUCCAUUUUACUCAUCUCAUAAUGACCUUCAAGACAUUCCGUCCAGCUGCUAUGCUGAUAGAACGAUCGUCUGACUUUGGGAGAACCUGGGGCGUGUAUAGAUACUUUGCCUAUGACUGUGAGAGCUCAUUUCCAGGCAUUUCAACCGGCCCCAUGAAAAAAGUUGAUGAUAUCAUUUGUGAUUCCCGAUAUUCUGACAUUGAACCGUCAACAGAAGGAGAGGUGAUAUUUCGUGCACUAGAUCCUGCUUUCAGAAUAGAAGAUCCUUAUAGUCCAAGGAUUCAGAAUCUGUUAAAAAUCACCAACUUGAGAAUUAAGUUUGUUAAACUGCAUACUUUGGGAGAUAACCUUUUGGAUUCCAGAAUGGAGAUCAGGGAAAAGUACUAUUAUGCAGUUUAUGAUAUGGUGGUUCGAGGAAAUUGCUUCUGCUACGGCCAUGCCAGUGAAUGUGCCCCUGUGGAAGGAUUCGAUGAAGAAGUGGAAGGCAUGGUUCAUGGACACUGCAUGUGUAGGCAUAACACCAAGGGUUUGAACUGUGAACUCUGCAUGGAUUUCUACCACGAUUUACCUUGGAGACCUGCUGAAGGUCGAAAUAGCAAUGCCUGUAAAAAGUGUAACUGCAAUGAACAUUCCGGUUCAUGUCACUUUGACAUGGCUGUGUACUUGGCAACUGGAAAUGUCAGUGGAGGAGUGUGUGAUGACUGUCAGCACAACACAGUGGGGCGCAACUGUGAGCAGUGCAAGCCAUUCUACUUCCAGCACCCAGAGAGGGACAUUCGAGAUCCUAACAUCUGUGAACACUGUACCUGUGACCCAGCUGGUUCUCAGAAUGAAGGCAUUUGUGACAGUUACACUGAUUUUUCUACUGGUCUUAUUGCUGGUCAGUGUCGGUGUAAAUUAUACGUGGAAGGAGAACGCUGUGAUAUUUGCAAAGAAGGCUUCUAUGACCUAAGUGCUGAAGAUCCAUUUGGUUGUAAAUCUUGUGCUUGCAACCCUCUGGGGACGGUUCCUGGUGGGAAUCCUUGUGAUUCCCAGACUGGUUACUGCUACUGUAAACGUCUGGUGACAGGACAGCGUUGUGACCAAUGUCUGCCAGAGCAUUGGGGUUUGAGCAAUGAUUUGGAUGGAUGUCGAUCUUGUGACUGUGACCUUGGAGGAGCAUUAAACAACAACUGUUCUGCAGAGUCCGGCCAGUGCUCCUGCCGACCCCACAUGAUCGGACGUCAGUGCAACGACAUGGAAUCUGGCUAUUACUUUACCACGUUGGAUCACUAUAUCUAUGAAGCGGAAGAAGGUGGCUUUGGGCCUGGGGUCAGCAUAGUGGAGCGGGAGUAUAUCCAGGACCGAACUCCUUCCUGGACUGGAGCUGGUUUCGUCAGAGUGCCCGAAGGGGCUUACCUGGAGUUUUUCAUUGACAACAUACCAUAUUCCAUGGAGUACGACAUCCUAAUUCGCUAUGAACCACAGUUACCUGACCACUGGGAAAAAGCUGUCAUCACAGUGCAGCGACCUGGAAAGAUCCCAGCCAGCAGCCGAUGUGGUAAUACUGUUCCCGAUGACGACAACCAGGUGGUGUCUUUACCGCCAGGCUCCAGAUAUGUUGUCCUUCCACGCCCCGUAUGCUUUGAGAAGGGUGUGAAUUACACUGUGAGGUUAGAACUGCCCCAGUACACCUCCUCCGACAGCGACGUGGACAGUCCCUACACGCUGAUCGACUCACUUGUUCUCAUGCCGUACUGCAAGUCACUGGACAUCUUCACUGUUGGAGGCUCAGGAGAUGGGCCAGUCACAAACAGUGCCUGGGAAACCUUUCAGAGAUACCGCUGUCUGGAGAACAGCAGAAGUGUUGUGAAAACGCCAAUGACAGAUGUUUGCAGAAACAUCAUCUUCAGCAUCUCUGCGAUGCUACACCAGACGGGCCUGGCUUGUGAAUGUGACCCUCAGGGUUCAUUAAGUUCUGUCUGCGACCCCAAUGGAGGCCAGUGUCAGUGUCGGCCCAACGUGGUUGGAAGAACCUGCAACCGGUGUGCUCCUGGCACCUUUGGUUUUGGCCCCAGUGGAUGCAAACCUUGUGAGUGUCAUAUGCAAGGAUCUGUCAGUGCCUUCUGCGAUCCCAUCACCGGCCAGUGCCACUGUUUCCAGGGGGUGUACGCUCGGCAGUGUGACCGCUGCUUACCUGCCCACUGGGGCUUUCCCAGUUGCCAGCCCUGCCAGUGCAAUGGUCACGCGGAGGAAUGUGACUCAGUGACGGGGGCGUGCUUGAGCUGCCAGGACUACACCACAGGGCAUAACUGUGAAAGGUGCUUGGCCGGUUACUAUGGUGACCCCAUCAUCGGAUCAGGAGAUCACUGCCGCCCCUGCCCCUGCCCAGAUGGUCCCGAAAGUGGACGCCAGUUUGCCAGUAGCUGUUAUCAAGAUCCUGUUUCUUUACAGCUCGAGUGUGUCUGUAAUCCUGGAUAUACUGGCUCCAGAUGUGAUGACUGUGCCUCAGGAUUCUUUGGCAACCCAUCGGACAUUGGCGGGUCCUGUCAGCCUUGCCAGUGUAAUGACAAUAUUGACUCAACAGACCCACAAGCCUGCGACAAGGAGACUGGAAGGUGUCUCAGGUGUCUGUACCACACGGAAGGGGAGCAUUGCCAGCUGUGCCGCUUGGGCUACUAUGGAGACGCCCUUCAGCAGGACUGUAGAAAAUGUGUCUGCAAUUACCUGGGCACCGUGCAGGAUCACUGCAAUGGCUCAGAUUGCCAGUGUGACAAAACCACUGGCCAGUGCAUGUGUCUCCCAAAUGUGAUCGGCCAGAACUGUGACCGCUGUGCACCUAGUACCUGGCAGCUGGCCAGCGGGAAGGGCUGUGACCCAUGCAGCUGUAAUUCUGCCCAUUCCUUUGGACCAUCCUGUAACGAGUUCACGGGGCAGUGCCAGUGUAUGCCCGGGUUUGGAGGCCGAACCUGCAGCGAGUGCCAGGAGCUCUUCUGGGGAGACCCCGACGUGGAGUGCCGAGCCUGUGACUGUGACCCCAGGGGCAUUGAGACGCCACAGUGUGACCACUCCACGGGCCAGUGUGUCUGCAUUGAGGGUGUUGAGGGUCCACGCUGUGACAAGUGUACUCGAGGGUACUCAGGGGUUUUCCCUGACUGCACGCCCUGUCAUCAGUGUUUUGCUCUUUGGGACGUGAUCAUCGCUGAGUUGACCAACAGGACCCACCGAUUCCUGGAGAAAGCCAAGGCCUUGAAGAUCAGUGGUGUGAUUGGGCCUUACCGGGAGACUGUGGACUCAGUGGAGAAAAAAGUCAACGAGAUAAAAGACAUCCUGGCCCAGAGCCCAGCAGCAGAGCCACUGAAAAACAUCGGGAAUCUCUUUGAGGAAGCAGAGAAGUUAACCAAAGAUGUUACAGAGAAGAUGGCUUUAGUAGAAGUGAAAUUAUCUGACACGGCUUCACAGAGCAGCAGCACAGCCCAAGAACUGGAUUCUCUGCAGACAGAGGCAGAAAAGCUGGACAACACAGUGAAAGAACUUGCCGAACAACUAGAAUUUAUCAAAAACUCAGAUAUUCGAGGUGCCUUGGAUAGCAUCACCAAGUACUUCCAGAUGUCUCUAGAUGCCGAGCAGAGGGUAAAUGCCUCCACCACAGAUCACAACAGCACGGUGGAUCAGUCGGCACUCACUCGAGGCCAAGUAGAAGAACUGAUGUUGGAGCGAGAGACACAGUUCAGGGAAAAACAAGAGGAGCAGUCUCGUCUCCUUGAUGAACUGGCAGGCAAACUACAAAGCCUCGACCUUUCAACUAUUGCUGAGAUGACUUGUGGAACGCCUCCUGGGGCCUCCUGCUCCGAGACGGAAUGCGGCGGCCCAAACUGCAGAACUGACGAAGGAGAGAAGAAGUGUGGGGGGCCUAGCUGUGGUGGUCUUGUCAGUGUUGCACACAGUGCCUGGCAAAAAGCCACGGACUUUGACCGAGAUGUCCUGAGUGCCCUGGCUGAGGUGGAACAGCUCUCCAAGAUGGUCUCUGAAGCAAAACUGAGAGCAGAUGAAGCAAAACAGAAUGCUCAAGAGGUUUUACUGAAAACAAAUGCUUCCAAAGAAAAAGUGGACAGGAGUAAUGAGGAUCUGAGAAAUCUGAUCAAGCAAAUCAGAAACUUUUUGACCCAGGAUAGUGCCGAUUUGGAUAGCAUUGAAGCAGUUGCUAAUGAAGUGCUGAAAAUGGAAAUGCCUAGCACCCCACAGCAAUUACAGAACCUGACAGAAGAUAUUCGUGAACGAGUUGAAAGCCUUUCUCAAGUAGAGGUUAUUUUACAGCAAAGUGCUGCUGACAUUGCCAGAGCUGAAAUGUUGUUAGAAGAAGCGAAAAAAGCCAGCAAAAGCGCAACAGAUGUUAAAGUCACUGCAGACAUGGUGAAGGAAGCUCUGGAAGAAGCAGAAAAGGCCCAGAUUGCAGCCGAGAAGGCAAUUAAACAAGCAGAUGACGACAUCCAAGGAACACAGAACCUGCUGACUUCGAUUGAGUCUGAAACUGCAGCUUCCGAGGAAACCUUGCACAAUGCCUCCCAGCGUAUUAGCGAGCUAGAGAGAAACGUGGAAGAGCUGAAGCGGAAGGCUGCCCAGAACUCUGUGGAGGCACAAUAUAUUGAACAAGUGGUGUACACUGUGAAGCAAAGUGCAGACGACGCUAAGACGGCUCUGGAUAGUGAGCUGGAUGAAAAGUAUAAGAAAGUAGAAAAUCUAAUUGCCAAAAAGACGGAAGAGUCAGCUGAUGCCAGAAGGAAAGCGGAAAUGCUCCAAAAUGAAGCAAAAACACUUUUGGCUCAAGCAAACAGUAAGCUACAACUGCUGAAAGAUUUAGAAAGGAAGUAUGAAGACAAUCAAAAAUAUUUAGAAGAUAAAGCUCAAGAAUUAGUGAGACUGGAAGGAGAAGUCCGCUCACUCCUCAAGGACAUAAGCCAAAAAGUCUCUGUUUAUAGCACCUGCUUGUAACAAAGGAGGAAGGGUUCUAAGCCUCAGAUGGCUGUGGUGACCAAAGUCGUUAAUAGCUACAUUUUAAAAACUGACUUCAUGACCUUCAAAAUAAAACACCACCUAUUUAAUGUUUUUAAUUACCAGAUUUUGUAUGGAGUUAAAAUAAAGUACAGUGCUUUUGUAU